UAUGUAUAUAUAGAGACCGAAUGUUAGUUCAACAUUUGUUUAUUAAGAAAUACCUCAACAAUGAAGAUUGUGGCAAUUUUUAUUGUUAUCAUUUGUGGAGUUUCGGCUCAAAUACCUUUAUUUGGCUUUUGCCCAGAAUAUUUACCUAUGCCCGAUUUCGAUAUGGAGAGAUUUUUGGGUAAAUGGUAUGAAUCCGAAAGAUAUUUUCAAUUUUCCGAAGUGGCAAGUCGAUGUGUGGUCACAGACUAUGCUAGAUCAUCAAGUGGAAGAAUUUAUGUCUCCAACGAAGUAACCAACAGAAUAACCGGUGUUAAACGUAUAAUAGGCGGAAAUUUGGAACUAGUCGGAAAGGGAGAUGAAGGAAAAUUGAAUGUAAAAUAUGCAACUCAGCCACUUCCUACUGAAAGUCAGUUAACAAUUUUGGACACUGAUUAUGACAAUUAUGCAGUUAUUUGGAGCUGCAAUGGAUUUGGACCAGUUCACGCCCAAAGCGCAUGGUUGAUGACUAGGGAACGUCUACCACCAGGAUCAGUUUUACAAAAGGCAUAUGGAAUACUGGACAAAUUUAAGAUUAGUCGAACUUUCUUUGUCAAGACGGAUCAAGAGGGUUGCGCUAUUGCUGCAUCCGAAAUUAAUGCAGCGAAUGGAAUAACUCCUAUUUCUACAGUUCCAGAGGCUACGGGCGAUGAACAAAAAUCCUCUAAUAAUGACCAGACAAAUUAAUAUUUCAGUGUCAUACCUAAGUAUUAUUUAUUAUUAUUGUAUCCUUAUUUAAUAUUUAUUAAAUUAUAUUUAUUUGUGAUAAUUUGCCUCUUUCAUUCAAUUAAUUAUUGAGUAUU
Messenger RNA from Aethina tumida (small hive beetle), 839 nucleotides. RefSeq names its product apolipoprotein D. The record is from RefSeq and is a predicted model, not a curated record. NCBI's taxonomy places the organism in Eukaryota, Metazoa, Arthropoda, Insecta, Coleoptera, Nitidulidae. Gene Ontology annotation, molecular function: pigment binding. Bases 61 to 723 code for a protein of 220 amino acids. The transcript is spliced from 3 exons.